Messenger RNA from Colletotrichum orchidophilum, 1557 nucleotides. RefSeq names its product major facilitator superfamily transporter. The coding region runs from base 1 to 1557 and encodes 518 amino acids. The record is from RefSeq and is a predicted model, not a curated record. Gene Ontology annotation, biological process: amine transport; transmembrane transport. Gene Ontology annotation, molecular function: amine transmembrane transporter activity. The transcript has 6 exons. NCBI's taxonomy places the organism in Eukaryota, Fungi, Ascomycota, Sordariomycetes, Glomerellales, Glomerellaceae.
AUGGCCGACUCCAGUCCGUCGACCUCGGGCACGGCAACGCCCACCAAAGACGACGCAAGGUCUUCUCAAGAGGUGCGGGACCCUACUACGGCUGCGAGCAGCCCGCCGCCGCCUCCAGCCCAGCCCGACGGUGACCCAGAGAAGAAACCCGGCGCGCCGCCAGCGUACUCGGCCUUCUCACCAUGGCGGAGGCGCUUCAUCCUCAUCGUCGUCACCGUGGCAGGCUGUUUCGGCCCUCUGGCCGGCAACAUCUACCUCCCGGCUCUGCCCGUCUUGGAGAAGGAGUUCCAUGCGAGCGCAACGGCCAUCAACGUCACGGUGUCGGUUUUCAUGCUGACAUUCGCCGUCGGUCCUUUAUUCUGGGCCAGUUUCGCCGACUGGAAGGGCAGGAGACCGCUGUACAUCAUCUCCAUCUCCAUCUACAUUGUUGCCAAUGUCCUCUUGGCCGUAGUACCGGCCAACUAUGGCGCCCUUGUAUUUCUGCGGAUCAUCCAGGCCUUUGGGUCUGCGGCUGUCGUGUCGAUGGGCGCAGGCACUGUUGCCGAUGUGACUCCGCCCAAAGAGAGAGCAUUUGCGAUGAGCAUCUUCCUUCUGGGUCCUCAACUCGGUCCGGUGCUAGGCCCAGUGAUAGGAGGCGCGUUGACGGUGGCCUCAUGGCGUUGGAUCUUUGGCUUCCUCGCCAUUGCCGGGUUCGUUCUGUGGAUCGUCAUCAUCCUGAUGCUCCCAGAGACCCUGCGCGCCAGAGUAGGCAGCGGCAAGCUGUACUCCCAGUCCAGCUUCAUCCUCUUCCCGCCCAAACUGUCUUCCGCCCUGGCCCCGGAGUCGGAGAGGGGACCCCCGCCUCCCAAGCCGACCCUGCUCAUGUACUGGCGCCUCUUCAGCUACCCGCCCAUCGGCAUCGUGACCUUCAACACCGCCAUGCUCUACUCGACGUACUUCGCCAUCGCCGUGCAGCUGCCCACCGAGCUCGCCGACAGGUACAACUGGUCCAGCGCGGGCGUCGGCGCCGGUUUUCUGGCUGUCGGCAUCGCCAUGAUCGUGGGCUCCAUGAUUGGAGGCCGCUUCUCGGACUGGCGUCGGGCGCGCGCCCUCAAGGCGUCGCCUGACAACACCGUCGACCCCGAGAAUCGGCUCGCCGACCAGAUCUGGGGUGUUUUUGUUUGCGCUGGUGGGUGUGCCAUGUACGGGUGGUUCGUCGACAUUUCACUCCACCCCGCCGCUGUUCUGGUCGCCACGUUUUUGACCGGCUUCGGAAUGAACUGGGUAUUUGUGGCCACAACGGCCUUUUUGACCGAGUGCGUGGCUCAACAGGCCGCCGGGGCGUUUGCUCUCGGAAACAUGCUCCGGAAUCCCGGUGCUGCCGUUGCUGCGCUUGUGAUACCUUCUCUCGUCUCCAGGAUGGGAAGUGGAUGGUGUUUCACGGGACUCGCCUUGUUGGACUUAGUCCUCGUCGGUUCCGCUGUGAUUGUACUACGAAUCAAAUCCCCGGGAUGGAGGGCAGCCCGCAAAGCCAAGAUGGCGGCGAUGGCGGCAGCCAGGCAGGGGGGGCCCAAAUGA